This is a messenger RNA of Talaromyces marneffei, 1743 nucleotides long. RefSeq lists its product as uncharacterized. Gene Ontology annotation, biological process: regulation of DNA-templated transcription. The record is from RefSeq and is a predicted model, not a curated record. Gene Ontology annotation, molecular function: DNA-binding transcription factor activity, RNA polymerase II-specific; zinc ion binding. NCBI's taxonomy places the organism in Eukaryota, Fungi, Ascomycota, Eurotiomycetes, Eurotiales, Trichocomaceae. The transcript is spliced from 2 exons. The coding region runs from base 1 to 1743 and encodes 580 amino acids.
AUGGUUGGUGUUCCACGUAGCAAGGGCUGCUUGGUUUGUCGUAACAGGCGGAUUAAGUGCGAUGAAGCUCGCCCCGAGUGUGGACAAUGUCGAAAAUACGGCUGCCUCUGUCCGGGCUACAAUCGCGGCCUGAAAUUCCAAGACGAAGGACCGAACCUCCAGCGCCGUCACCGUCGCAUGUCUGACCGGAAAUCCCACAACGAUGUCGAAAAGAAAUCAUCACCAGAUUCCGAGUCGUCGCCGACCGCCAUGACAAAAGCCGAUCUGCGCACAACUAUACCCCAAGUCGCCGCGGAAGAGGCAUUUCUUUUGAUGCAAACACGUGCAAGCAGUAUUGACGAGAGCAUGUCACCGUCGCUCAUGCAGAAGUUGUUUAUGACACAGCAACCGAGACUCUUUAUGGAUUUCACAUGCGCUGCGUUUCCGACUUUGUAUUUCAACAAUCGCUUUCGAUCGGAGAUCGCAUUCCCCGAAUAUAUCAUGGAGAAUUUUCAUUCGCGAGCUUAUCAAGAUUCGGCGGUGUGUUGUCUCAGCGCUGUAUAUCUGGCUUCCUUGACAAAAGAUACCCGACUCCUUCGAUCAAGUCGCUACAUGUACGGAGAAGCAUUACGACGGAUUAAUCGCAUUAUAGAUACAGAAGAAGCUCUUUCCGAUAAUGUGCUGAGCACCGUUAUGAUGCUUAUGGUCUAUGAACUGUAUGCGCGCACAACUCCAGAUGCCUGGGUCAAACAUGCCCGCGGCGUCAAAGAGAUGAUGUUGAAGCGUGGGGUGAAGAAACAUAUGUCCGGCUUUGGUCGGUCUUGUUACUAUGCCUUUCGAGGCUUUCUGGUUGCUCAUGCACUCCAUGAGGGCAUCCCUUGUUUCUUGGAUGCAGAAGAGUGGCAAGAUUUCGCCGCUCAAGUGCAACAAGAAGACGCAGAGAAACCUGGAGAAUGGUCGGUUUUUGUGCAUAUCUCCGAGAUGAUUUUCAUGGAACUGGUCCAAUGUCCUCGGUACGUCUACGAUGUACGGCAACUAUCACCCGCAACUCCGCGAAGCGAAGUCAUCAAUCUCGUUGGACGGAUUCGCGCCACAUGUGCCAACCUUCGAAGCCUCAGUAACGAGCUACAGGGUUCUAUUAUGUAUCAUUUCCAGAGAAAACAAGGCAUAGAGGUCAAUACAGAAGGCUUCGUAGGGCCGACACCAUCCCUGUUUCCCGACACCAACCCGACUCUUCUCCUUCAGGGGGCUGUUCAUUGCAUUAACACACUGGAGAAGAUCCUGGGCACUAUCAGAAUCGAUAACCUCCCCAUCCAACAGGCAGUUCAAGAAUCGCGGGAGCCUCAUCCACGAUCAACGCUUCAAUCGCAAUCACAAUCACAGUCACAGUCGCCACCGCGAUUACCCUCCUCCCCGCCGUCCGCUACAUACUCUCACGACGUAGCAAGAACAGAAUAUCUCUCCCCAACACCCUCGGCCGACUCAACCUGCGAAACCAUCUCCACCGACAAUUCUAGUCCCCGUUUAGCAGACAACGCUACAUGUACCUUCACUCUACCCUUCCGCCUAGUAUCCGAAAUCAGUCGUGGCCCAGUACAUCAUGACAAACCCGGAGGCCAUCGUUCAGUCGUCUGGUUGGAUCAUAUUGCAUGCUCAAUGGGUAUGAUCCGAGCAGAUGUUGAAGAGGAAAAACCUGAAGCUGAAGAAUACAAGACACAUCUAGAAACUAUUGUCGAGUCUGUCGAGAUAGUGGAAGAUGGGUAA